AUGGACCCGACAACGGGGUCCCCGUUACCACUGGGUCGCCACUUUGCACUGCGCAGCGUUGCCGUUGGGCUCGGGGUCGGGACAGUAAUAUGCGCGGCCAAUGUUUAUUUUGGCCUGCAGACCGGCUGGGUGUCUAUCAUGUCCAUGCCUGCCAGCCUCAUGGGAUUUGGCGUAUUCAAUCUGCUGCGUCGCCACUUGCAGUUCCCCUUCACGCCGGUGGAGAAUGUCCUUCUCCAGAGUGUCGCGUGCGGCAUGGCUAUCAUGCCCCUAGGCUGCGGCUUCGUCGGCGUGAUCCCAGCCAUGGAAUAUCUUUUGUCCCCAGACGAACAGGGUGCUCUCUCGCUGAGCCUUCCACAGCUGGUUGCCUGGUCCCUUGGCUUGUGCUAUUUCGGCGUCGUUUUCGCUGUGCCUUUACGGCGCCAGUUUAUCAUCCGUGAGCGGCUGAAAUUUCCAAGUGGCUUCAGCACAGCCGUCCUCAUAUCCGUGCUGCACGAUCAAGGGGGUCUGUCUUGGAGUAAGCAGCAUCUCGAUGCUGCCGCUCAUGGAGGUUUCGCAAGCCUUACCCCCGACGUCGUCACCCCCUGUCAAGAGACGCCGCCCAAUGAAGUUACCGAAGCCGGCCAGGAGGGAUCUGGGACAGGAACCGGCUCGCAGCCAUCGUCCGACUCGGCAUCCAGUAUGCGGUCCUUGAUUUUGUGUUUCCUCGCUUCGGGCCUUCUCACCAUAUGCACGUACUUCGUUCCAGCCCUGCGCAACAUUCCCAUUUUUGGUACUGUCGCAGCUCAUAAUUGGCUAUGGACGCUCAACCCUAGUCUGGCCUACGUCGGCCAGGGCAUCAUUAUGGGCGCCGAGACCACUCUUCACAUGGCCCUCGGUGCAGUUGUUGGAUGGGGUGUACUAAGUCCUCUGGCCAAGUCCAGAGGAUGGGCCCCCGGCCCUGUUGACAACUGGGAGCGUGGUAGCAGAGGCUGGAUUGUCUGGAUCGCUUUGUCCAUCAUGCUCGCCGAUGCGGUUGUCAACCUUGGCAACAUGGCUAUGCGAUCAAUAGUGGGUGAAGUGCCCAAAGUGCUUCGUCGUGCGAUAUCCGUUCUUACCCGGCGCACUUCCCAUUACUACACUCUCAUUCCCAGUCAGGACGACAUCCAUCCACAGGUUCCAUCCAUCAGUGAUUCACCCAAUGACAAUAUUGGUGAGGACGAACGGAACGACGCUUCCCCGGAAAAUCUUACCGACGCUCCACCAGAGCAUCUAAUAGAUUCUAGCCUCCUCAUCGCAGGAUUCGCCGUGUCCAUCAUGUUAUGUAUUGCCACGAUUCGCUUCGUGUUUGGUGGCAUCGUGCCACUCUACGCAACGGCCAUUGCCCUUCUUGCAGCACUGGUCCUCAGUAUCAUGGGGGCCAGGGCACUUGGGGAAACGGACUUGAACCCUGUAUCCGGUAUCAGCAAACUUGCGCAGCUCUUUUUCGCCCUCGUCAUUCCUCAGUCAAAUAACUCCAGGGUUCUCAUCAACCUUGUCGCUGGUGCUAUUUCGGAAGCGGGCGCAUUGCAGGCGGGUGACCUGAUGCAGGACUUGAAGACGGGUCACUUGCUUGGAGCAGCUCCAAAGGCCCAAUUCUGGGGUCAAGUGAUUGGUGCCACUGUGGGUGCUGUUGUCAGUGCUCUGAUUUAUCGUCUCUAUACUACGUGGGAGCAGCCUUGUCGUAUCUCUCCAGAGAAUGAUGCAAAAAUCCUGGACUAA
This is a messenger RNA of Drechmeria coniospora, 1737 nucleotides long. RefSeq names its product oligonucleotide transporter. Gene Ontology annotation, molecular function: oligopeptide transmembrane transporter activity. NCBI's taxonomy places the organism in Eukaryota, Fungi, Ascomycota, Sordariomycetes, Hypocreales, Ophiocordycipitaceae. The record is from RefSeq and is a predicted model, not a curated record. Gene Ontology annotation, cellular component: fungal-type vacuole membrane. The transcript has 5 exons. Bases 1 to 1737 code for a protein of 578 amino acids.